CGAGGGGCUGUCCUUUCCUUACACUCCGUCUACAUAACAGGCCUCUCUCGCUCGCUCUCUCACUCACCAACGACUCCUCUUUCUUCCACACUUCCAUCGUUCUUAUCUCCCCAGUGUGGCAGGGCUACUACAUGUCAUGAUAAACCGCUUCAACAUAUACGACAAACUCGGCGCACCACAGCCAUUCGACCCAAAUGCUUCCUUCACGACCUCUCCUUUCCUCUCUCCUUUCGCUCUCGCCGCAGUUCGCUUGACGUUUGCCUUUUACACACUCUUCACGCUGAUCUUCGUUCUCGUGUGGGAUGCCGUGAGACUGCACACGGCACAUGCGUUUUUCUCGUACUUUACAGAGCUGUCUUAUAUUGGACUGUGCUCGUAUUUCUUUGCCUCUGGCGUUCAGACGCUCGUAUACGCUUUGAGUCAGGGGAGAUCAUACCCAUUAGAGAGAUGGCCUAAGAUAUUACAAUUUUUACACGUGCUGCUCUUUACGACAAUUUCUACAUUCCCUAUCCUUGUAACAAUUGUUUUCUGGGGUGCCCUUUUUCCGGGUAAUCCAUUCACCGAUAAAUUUGAUGCAUGGUCAAACGUGUCAUUACACGCACUCAACACUGUUUUCUCCCUCUUCGAGAUAUUAUUCACGCACGCCGGCCCGACUCCGUGGUUACAUAUCCCGUUUGUUGUUAUUUUCCUUGGGUGUUAUCUUGCAGUUGCAUAUAUUACACACGCAACCCAGGGAUUCUACACAUAUUCAUUCUUAAACCCGGCGAAAGAAGGCAAGACGCUUGCGGGGUGGAUAGUAGGCAUCGCAGCAGCGGGGGUGAUCAUCUUCUGCAUCACGCGUUCUAUAUGUGUACUACGAGAACGUCUCGUUCGCCGAUCCAGCGUCUCACGAUUCAGCGAUGCAGGCGAUACAGAACUUCCGAAUGAAAGACUGGACGAAUGGGAGACUGUCGAACUUGAUAGGUCUACUCGGAUGGGAGCGCGUGUGGAGAAAGGAGGAGUAAGAGGGAAGAAGAGUGUGGAGUCACAUUUGCAUUCUGGUGAGGGAGGAGAUACUUCGUUCGAAACGGAUGAGAAGGCCGGGAUGCGUAUGAAUCUAGGAAGGAGGAGAAACGAACUCGUUUGAGAUGGUGUCUCGAUUUCGGACCGCACUUCGGGGUUUUAAAUAUGGAAAUGUGUAUAACUCUGAGACAGUAAUGGACGUACAGAUAGAUGGAUACCUUGUUCAUCUUGUUCAUCUUGUUCCGUUCUUAUUGCUCCUCUUCUCUUCUCUGGAAGAUCUACUUAUUCGCCAUUUUCGUCGAUUCGAUUCGAUCCGCCGGCCUUGUUCAUCAUCACCAUAUUCAUCGAAUCAUUCGGGCGCAUGAUCCACGGAUUUAUUAUGAUUCACUGUCUGCCAUCAGGAAGUUUUUAUCGGGUUGUAGUUGUAAAUUUAGAUUUCGUUUUGUUCGUUCAUUAACUUGGACAGCCCGGUGCUGAUUCAAAUCACCAUCUUUGUUCCUUCAUUGCAUUCCGUUCAUUUCCCCAUGCAAUCACUCACUUUUCCCUUCAUUAUCCUCUUCUGCUCAUUAGCAAGUACAUAUGUUCAUUUACGUUCUCGCUGUGUCUGUGUUUCGGUUUCGAUUGAUUGCUUUGAUUUGUUGAUUGUUAGCUAUUGAUUGAUAUUGCAAUAUAUUAUUAUCUUCUACUUUGUUUCAUUGACCUUCUUUACCUCCUUUCUCUCGACUUUAUUCUCUCCUUCAAUGUUUGUCUCUCCUUGAUAGAAUGCUCGGAAUUCAUGCGCAUCGUAAUGAUACAGAGGUUUCUCUGUCCUUAUCACAAUGUGGAGGGACGUUUCUAUCUUUUUAUCCUUUAUUUGCAUUUGCCCUCCCUUUGUUCUUUUUCUUUUGGAAGGAAGAAGGAAUGCAUUGUCUCAUUAAAUACAAAC
This is a messenger RNA of Fomitiporia mediterranea MF3/22, 1927 nucleotides long. RefSeq lists its product as uncharacterized. The transcript is spliced from 6 exons. The coding region runs from base 137 to 1126 and encodes 329 amino acids. Gene Ontology annotation, cellular component: membrane. Lineage: Eukaryota; Fungi; Basidiomycota; Agaricomycetes; Hymenochaetales; Hymenochaetaceae. The record is from RefSeq and is a predicted model, not a curated record.